Molecule: messenger RNA, 898 nt
Organism: Cryptococcus deneoformans JEC21
Lineage: Eukaryota; Fungi; Basidiomycota; Tremellomycetes; Tremellales; Cryptococcaceae
Exons: 8
Coding region: 151-810 (219 amino acids)
Biological process (GO): vesicle budding from membrane; late endosome to vacuole transport via multivesicular body sorting pathway
Cellular component (GO): ESCRT III complex; multivesicular body
Source: RefSeq, a predicted model, not a curated record
CAACAACAACAGCAGUAUCGACGUUUAAGUCUACAAAUGGGAAAUGGCGAUUGUAACAAAGUAAAACCGCUAUAGGCAAAGCGAGCGCGAAUCGAAUAUCAUUAUCUUUUAAACGAACAAGCUCGACUUUACCUUCUGAUCAUUAGCAGCAUGGGCAUCUGGCAGGAUACACUAGUCAGAUUGGGAGUGGCUCAGGCAGGUCCUAAAAUCACAACCCAAGACAGGGCUAUUUUGGACCUAAAGCUGCAAAGAGACAAACUGAAACAGUAUCAAAAACGCCUGGAAGUGAUCCUAGAUCGAGAGCAUGAGAUUGCUAGAGAAGCUCUCAAAUCUGGGAACAAGAAACGUGCCCUGACCGCUCUCCGACAACGUAAAUAUCAAGAACAAUUACUAUCAAAGACAGAUUCCCAGUUGGUUACCCUGCAAGAGCUUGUAAGCACAAUAGAAUUCACGCAAAUUCAGAAUACCGUUCUCCAUGGGCUUGAGAUGGGUUCACAUGUCCUUGGAGAAUUGCAGAAGGAGAUGUCACUGGAAAGAGUCGACAGGUUGAUGGAUCAGACACGAGAAGGUGUAGAAUACCAACGGGAGAUCGACGAGGCACUCAUGUCCAAGAUGUCACCAGAAGAGGAGGAAGCUGUACAAGAAGAGCUGGAACGGUUGCAAAGCGAGGCUCUGCCCAAUGUGCCAGAAAGUUCGGCGCAGGUGGCACUGCCCGACGUUCCUGUCGAGGAGCCUUCAGUACCCGAACCCGUGGAACCUAGUGGGUCUGAAGUGGUGGUGCAGGAGGAACGAGUCGCGGUUGCGGCCUAAGCCGAAAUGUCCGAUGGAAGUUGGGAUGAGCGUGUAAAAUACGGACUGCAGUACUUGUACUUGAUACUCUAUGCAUGGCAUGCGGAUG